AUGUUGACAGAAAUUGAAUUUUUUGACGUAUACAGAGUGUUAUGGGUUUUGAAAUUUGUGGACACAGAUUUAGAAGAUCACCAUUUACAAAUAAAAUAUUUUACAUCUAUAAAGCUGCCUCUCGGCCUGUCUGUCCUGUUCAGACUGAGCUGCCCGCCGGGUGCUGUCGAGCUCACCGCAGUCGGUGUGCCGUCCCGGAGCCGACUCGCUUCCCUUUUCAGACGAGAGAGGGCAGUGCAGGCUCCCUGCCAUGAGCCUUCAGUCAAAGAGGGUGUUUUAGGGCUGAAGGCGAUGAAGCAUUCCUGUGCCUUACUUCCUUGCUCAAAGGCCUGCGCUCUGAGAGUCGAAGCUGCGCAGACCGUCUUCCUUGAGUUUCCGAGCAGCCUGAGCGCGGCUUCCGAGAACACGGCGGCGGCGCUCCCCGCGGCUCGUUCCGCAGCGAGCCCCCGUCCCGGGAGGCCGCGGUCCCCUCGGGCCAGCCCGAAGCCAGCUCCCGGCAGGAGGCGCCGCCUGGCCGCGCCCCCCGGGGUGCGUGCCCGCUUCCCUGGCUCUCCCGAGGACGGAGCCCCUGCCCUGCGCACAGAAGCGGCCUCUUCUACGGGCGGCACUGUGGCUUUGUCCCUGUGUCCCUUGCCCGUUGUUUUUUUUUCUUCCGGUACCAGGAAUCGAACUCACGACCCUGCGCUCGCCGGCCAUGCUGCGCCGCUGAGCUACAUCCCCAGCCCCUUUCCGGCCCUCUCAGUGCGCGCCCCUUGGUUGAGGUCUGGGACAGCGUCGCCGCGGGCGUGCGCGGUGGAGCGCCCCGUUGUGGGAAGGGCGUCGCGGUGCCUUCGCGUGUGGCUCAGUCCUGACUUCCCGCGCGUGGAGAGCAGCGCUGUCUCCAGCGUGGAGACCGGCGCCCGGCCCGCCCCGCUUCUCCUAUUCCCGCUCUUUGCCCUCGUCCAGCCCCAGGCGGGACCCUGGGAGUUGGCGGGAAGCCGAAUGCUUCGUGGGCCGGCCGCGCCCACACGCCGCGUCUCCGCCGGGUUCCUCUGCCCUCGGCCGCGCCCGGCGCCCGGCGCCCGGCGGCCUUCCUCCUCUCCCGCGAGCGGAGCGUCUCUGAUCUGGGCCUGCGCGCCUGCGGGUGUCCUGAGACGCCCUGCAGGCGAGCUGUACUUCAGCCUUUGGAGGGAUGGGAGGCGCUGGCUGUGGGGUUUGGGCGCGCACCUUCGUUUCCCUGCCACGGGCUGUCCCUCGGUCCUGCAGGCCGGCCCCGAGCGGCGGCGUCCCCACUGGCUGCUGCUGACUCGCUUCUGA
Chinchilla lanigera (long-tailed chinchilla) is the source of this 1296-nucleotide messenger RNA. RefSeq names its product translation initiation factor IF-2-like. The transcript has 4 exons. The record is from RefSeq and is a predicted model, not a curated record. Lineage: Eukaryota; Metazoa; Chordata; Mammalia; Rodentia; Chinchillidae. Bases 1 to 1296 code for a protein of 431 amino acids.